This is a messenger RNA of Styela clava, 1530 nucleotides long. The record is from RefSeq and is a predicted model, not a curated record. Lineage: Eukaryota; Metazoa; Chordata; Ascidiacea; Stolidobranchia; Styelidae.
UGAGCGUUGAGAAUGUGCUUGCCAUGUCUUUAAACUUGAUUUCGAACGAAUGUGAGAUGGAACAACUUUCAACAAAAUCACAACACAACAUGUGUACAGCAGGGAAUUUGGAUGCUUUCUUUAACAAUGUGAAAGAAUUGACCAACCAUCUCAACGCUUCAUCCAAUGAAGCUAUUACCAACAAUACUGCUUUGUUGAAUAUUGUUGAAAAGAGAUGGAGGCUGAAACACAUUCUGAAACAACUAAUGAGUUAUCAUGAAUUCCUAAACGAAUUGAAAAAAGGUCAAAACGACUGGAUGACGCAGAAGACUGUUGGCGAACUGACGAAAGAAAUGGUUGAUGAAUAUACGAAAGAAAAAACAAAAUAUAAUCAAUUGAAUGAAAGUGUUGCAAAAUUGUCAGAUCUUUUGGAUGAAGCAGAAAAGAUUUGUGAAUUGAAGUCGAGUGUUGAUUUUGAGUUUGAGGAAAUUAAUAAAAAGAAUGAACAGCUUGAAGUACUUGAGAAACAGUUUGAUGAAAGAUGUGAGAUAUUCAAAGGCAAAUGCAUGACAGAUACCGAAGCUGCCACAUUGAUUGCUAAACAGAAACAAAAUAUUGUUGAAAAGUUGGCGCUAAUUGAAAUAUUGAAACUGGAAAAAAGAAUUGAAAAAAAUAAAGUAGAAGACAGGUCACAGAAAGUAUUGAUGGAUUUAGAGAAGUUUUUCAAGAAUAUGGAGCCCGAGCAAAAGCCCAAGGACUUGCUCAGCCUAUCUCUUGCAUUGUCUGAAGAACUAAGCGGAGUUACAGUGAAAUCUGAAACAGCAGAUUAUCGCUCGUUGCAAAUAUCAUAUGGUAGUCCUGAGAAUAAAUCGAAUGUGUCUGUGGAUUUACAUCUUGCAAAACAAAAGCCACCUCAUCCAACCAAACUUAUCGACGUGAAAGUCGGUGAUUGCUGCGUUUCUACAGACGACAUAAUAUCUAGAGCGGUUGCAGGGAAUAAUUUUGCGGAAAUGAUACCAGAGCUUCAAAUGCGUUUUGAGAAGAACAGUAGUCUCUCAGAUGAGAUUGAGAAACUUCGGAAAACAUCGGCGAUAGACUGGCUUCCUAGUGAAAACACGCUAUUGGUCAUCGUUGGGUCUCGCACUUGCACAUUACAUGUACCGGAGGGUUAUCCCAACACAGGAAGUAUUCUAUUAAAAGAUGUGCAAGGAAUCCAGAAUAGCACAGUAUCUCAUAUGAAGCCAUCGGGAGUUGAGCCAACACUCACAGACUGGGUCAGUUUUCUGGAACAUGAGUUUGAUUAAUUUCUAUUGGAAUGGCAGACUCAAACACAAUAUUGAAAAUUGUAUACGAGGAAUCGUACUUAGCUAGAUUUCAAGCAAAUCAACUAUAAAACAACAAAAAUAUCUUGGGAAGCACGCUGUCAUAGUUCGCGAAGAAACUGAAAAACAUUAGGACUGUAAUUACCGAAUUAACAAUUACAAGUAAAGUACUUGUAUAUUUCUACCUGUCAAAAAUGAUAAAAUAUAGUCAAAGGGAUGAAUGCCUUUA